This is a messenger RNA of Symbiodinium sp. CCMP2456, 348 nucleotides long. Lineage: Eukaryota; Dinophyceae; Suessiales; Symbiodiniaceae. The record is from the annotation of a GenBank genome assembly.
AUGUUCUGGAAGAUUCGAGCUUUCUUCCAGGCGAAAAUGGAAAGGGGAAGUCGCGACUGGAAUUCAGUAGCCAUUCGUGCGCAGGAGCUUGACCGAGCCUUUAUGUUCCUGCGAGACAUGCAGGAGCAACGGAUAGCCCAAAACAUCAUGACCUGGGCCCCAGUGAUUGAAGCUGUCUGCAAGUAUGGGGAUGACGCGGCAGUCCAGGACGGUUUGCAAAGAAUGCUCCGGGCCGGCGUGGCGCCGCAGGGUCGGGCCCAGCAGCAGCUGGAGGAGCCCUUGUCGGACCGAGCGGUGAGAGCGGAGAGCGCUGUAGUGUUUAACGAGGGAGCCGGCACUGAGGCUUGA